Messenger RNA from Penicillium subrubescens, 231 nucleotides. RefSeq lists its product as uncharacterized. Bases 1 to 231 code for a protein of 76 amino acids. Lineage: Eukaryota; Fungi; Ascomycota; Eurotiomycetes; Eurotiales; Aspergillaceae. The record is from RefSeq and is a predicted model, not a curated record. The transcript is spliced from 3 exons.
AUGCCAGGCCAGAAAUUAAACUCGGCAGCUGAGGUUGCAAGAAGUGUGGAGAACGACAUCGAACCAGGCGAGCAGUCCUACAAGGAGGAACGACAAAAUGACGGCCAAGGGGCCACCAAGUUCAAGCACUUGGCCUCCUCGCCAAUAGAGGCCAGUUCCAAGGACCGCAUUUAUCGUGAUCAUCUAUAUUGGUACCAUUUGUUCAAGAUUUUCUGGGAUGCGAUGUUCUAA